Messenger RNA from Diversispora eburnea, 924 nucleotides. The record is from the annotation of a GenBank genome assembly. NCBI's taxonomy places the organism in Eukaryota, Fungi, Glomeromycota, Glomeromycetes, Diversisporales, Diversisporaceae.
AUGUUUCUACGUCGUUGUUUGCAAACCAAUAACGCAAAAUUUCACACAAUGGCAAAUUCUACUAAAAUACUUCCACAUAUUAAUUCCGAAACCGAUGGGUUUGGUUCAGCUUACGCGGCAUGGACACGUCUUGGAAAUAAAGCAACUUAUUAUCCUGCGGUACAUUAUUCACCACCCCCGACUGAUAUUAAAGACAAAAAUGUUGCAUUGUUUGAUUUUUCUUAUGCAAGAAAUGUUCUUACUGAAAUCGAAAAACAAGCUAAGUCUGUAAUAGUAGUGGAUCAUCAUAAAACCGCUAGAGAUAAUUUGCUCGGGGAUGAUUCGAGCCCUAACGAAAAUAAAAAGAAUUAUUUUUUUGAUAUGGAUAAAAGUGGUGCUAGAUUAGCGUGGGAGUUCUUUUGGCCUAAUAAAGAAGUUCCAUUGUUUAUUCGAUAUAUUGAGGAUAAAGAUUUGUUUCGAUUUGAUCUACCGAAUUCUAAGGAAUUUUCAAUUUCAUGGUCAAUUAUUCCCAUGGAAUUUGAAAUUUAUGAUAAAUACGCGAAAGAUGAGAAAUUAGUCAAGAAAGCAAUAGAAUCUGGUUCUCAUAUAAUUGAAUACACUAAUCAUCGUAUGGCACAUUUGCAAAAAAACGAUUCUUUUAAACGUAAAAUGACUGUACAAUCUAAAACUUACACGGUGUAUGCUCUUAAUUCUAUUGUGUGGCAGUCAGAGUUGGGAAAUAUUCUUGUGAAUAAAGAUGAUGCAGAUUUGGGUAUGAUUUUCUCUUAUGAAGGAAAUAAAAAAAGAUUUAGAAUAAGUUUACGAAGUCUUGAUGAAAAGGCAGAUGUAUCUCAAAUUGCGAAAGCAUUUGGUGGUGGUGGACAUAGAAAUGCUGCAGGAUUUUCUUGGGAAAAAGAUAUUGAAAGUCUCUUUGAUCCUGAAUAG